Messenger RNA from Salvia miltiorrhiza (redroot sage), 865 nucleotides. RefSeq lists its product as uncharacterized. The record is from RefSeq and is a predicted model, not a curated record. NCBI's taxonomy places the organism in Eukaryota, Viridiplantae, Streptophyta, Magnoliopsida, Lamiales, Lamiaceae. The transcript has 2 exons. Bases 554 to 865 code for a protein of 103 amino acids.
AUGUCUUAGGUGAGGGAAAUGUGAUAUUAAAACUUUUUCUAAAGAUAAACUUAACAUAUAAGUUCAGUUUGUUCCUCAUAACAUUUUGUCACGUGCUUAAUUAUUAAUAAAAUAAUUAUACAAUCUUUCAUGAAUUAUGGUAUAACAUAAUGAUUGUACUAUUAUGUGUAGCAAUAAGGAUUUCCUUUUUUGUGGCAAGGAAAAUCCCACAUGGAUGUUAUCCAAGGUCAAAUGGAAUUAUGAGCAUCAAUCAUCAUACAAAUUAGGUUGAAGCGUUCCCUCCAAGCUUACGUUGUACUUGCAUUUUUCGACAUAUCGUUGACUCCUUGCACCACAAGAACAAAGCAUUUUUAUAUGCAUACAUGUAAUAUUUGAUUACUGAUACCAACAAUAUGAUAAUCAUUUAAGAGAACUAGUUGACAAUUUGUCAUGAUUCGAGGGCAAGUUUCGAGAUCAACAACUCAAACCACCUUCUAUAAAUAUCCUCCUUCACAAACUUCAGAGAAAGAAACAGAAACAAAAACAACCUAUCAACAUUUAAGAGUGAUAAUCAAUGGAGUUUUUCUCAAUGGAUUCUGAUUGUGGGAAGAUGAACAGAAUGACAAGUUCUUGGCACAAUGUUGUCGUUCUUGUAGGAUUGCUUCUAGCACUCAAUUUGGCAGCAUUUUUGACAGAAUUAUCACAAGAAACUGUGAGGAGAAGCGUGAGCGAGUGCCUCGUCACACUGGGAGUCAAGUUCCUCAACUUCUGCAUUGCCAAAUCUACGCAGUUCAGAUAUGCCGGCCCUAUGCAAGCUCAGCCAUCGUUCAUGCCACUCGUGUUCUGGUACACGCUGGCGCAGUCUGUCUCUUCUCUGUAUUCUUGA